Messenger RNA from Plasmodium cynomolgi strain B, 4602 nucleotides. RefSeq lists its product as hypothetical. Bases 1 to 4602 code for a protein of 1533 amino acids. The record is from RefSeq and is a predicted model, not a curated record. The transcript has 2 exons. Lineage: Eukaryota; Apicomplexa; Aconoidasida; Haemosporida; Plasmodiidae.
AUGGGGAAGACAAAUGGGGGGCGAAGUUGCACGCCCUGGGAAAACGUAAAAACGUUAAAGAACUGCGACGUGGAUUUGUUAUUUUGCCACGACCUGACCAGAAGCAUCCAACACAAAUUCGUUUUCUUCGCACUCAACUUGCUAUGUGUGAGUAAGAAAUACGAACUGGUGUUUAUAACGUACGGCCAAUAUAUCUACGUCUACGAAUUGAAAAGCUUUCUGGAAAACAACAUAAAUAUUAACGUGGACGUAAACUCUAACCCUAACCCUAACGUUGGUGUUGGGCAGAGGAAUGAAAAUGGCAGAGACAACGUUAUUGCCAAUUUCUACAAAGAAGAAAUAAGCCAGAAUGACAGCAGCUUUAAAAACAUAAAUAAAAUAAAGUACGUCCACGAUGAAGUGAAAAAGGAUUUGAGUUUGAAAGCUAUGAACAUUCCUGCACCGACUCUUAUCCUGUCCCCACACGUGUAUUCAAAAGGGUACGUAAAUAUUAAGUGCGAAGAAAGAGACAACUCAGAUAAAUGCAUUCUAAUAUCUGUGGGAUGGUCGGAAGAUACCAGUGUUUAUUAUGUAGAGAAAAUCGUCGAAUGUAUUAACAUAAAGAAGAAAUUAAAACAUAUUUUAGAGAAAAAGUUGUUCGAUUUGAAGAGGUAUGAAGAAAAUGAAACGAAGGAGGCCAUAUAUUUUAACGAUACACAUGCUCCAUGUGACGAUUUAGUUUUUCCAACCUCGUUUAGGGACUCCUAUCGCCUCUUAAAUAAAUUAAAAAUUGAUGAAAAUGAUUUUAUUCUAAGUUUAAUACACAACAAUCAGUAUGCAAAUGGAUAUUCCAAAGAACUUUUAGAAAUGUUUGAGUUAUCCAAAUGCAUCAACAGUUUUGAUCAUAUAAAAAAUAAGGCCAAACAGAGGAGAAGCGCCCGUCUGUAUAGAAUGCAGGUGGAAAAUGAGAGAAGAGUAAACAAAAGAAAAAAGCGCCUUAACGAUCGGGCGUUCAACCAGCACGUAACUGCUAAUCUAAAGAAUCCCCUCUUAAAAACGAAGAAAAUAAAUGUCUACAAGAAGGGGUUCUAUAAAAAAUGUCUCUUAGAAAGGGAGUUCGUCGGAGGGGUAUCAGGAGCAGCGGUAGGAGGAGCAGGUGAGGGGCGCAGUGGCGGCGACCUAACUGUGUACAAACAAAGAGCAUUAAAAAAGGGGCCGUACAGAAUGAAAUACAGCUGCAUAUUGAGGUGUCCAAGGGACGAACCCAUGGGAAAUCCGAAGAGCGAUAGUGCGCAGAAUUCAAACACACCCAUUAACAUUAAUGGGAAAAAGAAAAAAUUUAAAAUUAGCGAUAUUUAUAGUAGCCUUGAGAGCGCGGAGGAAGAUGCAUACAAUACCGGCGACGGAACGGACGAUGGAUUGCUGCAUCGGAAUGAUAAACCCGGGAUGAGGAAAAAAAAAUCAGGAAAAAACAUUAAAAAAAAUCAUCAAGUUAAUUAUUUACUAGGCGAUGAUGCGAAAGAAAUUGAAGAACUCAAUUUUUAUAAAAAAUUGAGGAACAAUGUGUACAUGGGUUACAACCAAAGAAAUAACCACAUGGGACUGAACGACCAAAAUGAAUAUAUUAACUCGAUUAGAGAGGAGAGUGAAUUUGUGAAUACGUAUAUUAAAUCAUCCAGUGAUGAGGAGUGCACAGCACACUUGUCGUCCAAAUUGAGAAUGACCAAUUGUAGCAGGAAAGGAAGCGGCCCGAAGUUUUACCGUCAUGAGCGAUUAAAUAUAUUGAAGAAGGAAAGAAAGAAAUUUGUAAAUUUCUGCAAAUUGUACAUAACACAUGUGCAUUACGAAGAAUAUAGCAAUAAGUUAGAAAAUUUCCUAGACCCAAGUGUCGAUAUCAAGUACAAUAAAAUUUGGAAGCAGUUCAACAUAUUCAGCUUUAAUCUGUUUAAUGUAGAUUACAAUGACAAAAUUUUGAAGUCCGCACAUAUAUACGUGCAACCAGACAUCGUUUUUAACAACAAAACUUACAUUAAGUCGGACACGUCCACGUGGGCCAUUUCGUUUAACUUUACGAAAAAUUUAUUAGCCAUUGGAUCGAACACGCAUAAUAUAAAUAUUUACAAUUUGAACAACUUUUAUUAUUUUAGGAGGAGGUACGAUUAUGAUAAUGCUCUUAACUUUUUUAAGAAUGCAUUUGUACACAGAAAGGUUAAGGUAAAUCGCUUGUUCGUCAACGAUGACAAGGACCCAUUUUAUUUCGAUAGCACUGAUGGGGAAGAGCACUUGGAGAAAAACAGAAAAAGUAGGAAAAGGAAAAAGGAAAGGGAAAAGAAAAGAAAAAGGAAGAAGAAAAAGGAUAAAAGGAAAGACAAAGCGGAGAUAAGGGAAAACAACCAAAAAAAUAAUCGUUUCUCGCCCCACCACCACAGUAGGGAGAAAAAUUGCGAUCAUGUCAUUUAUUUGGAUCAUUAUGAGGAGAGCGAAGAAUCGUCCACCUCGGUGAGCACCAGUGAAAAGGUGAACAGAAAGGGGGAACAGCGCUAUCAGCCAAAUGGUUGCCCCUCACGAAAAGUGAAGAAGAAGAAAGAAGAAGAAAAAAAAAAAAAAAAAAAGGAAGGAAAAAAAAAAAAAAACGACUCAAUAAUUUUUCGUAAUGAAUAUAUUGACCAUAAGGAACGCAGGAGCAGUGGAAUGCCCUGGUCAGACCUCGCCUGGGAGGAAGAAGAACAACAAAAAAGAGGCAGCAUAACGAACGGAGAGGAGGAAGAACCCAUUCGUUUUUAUUCCAGUGACAGUGCCCCCUUUGACCAAUGGAAAGACAAUUCCGUGUUGCAUUUGCUGGAUGGUGAAGACACCAGUACAUGUGCCGCAGAUCAAGUGGGGAGGAAUAACAGUAGCCCAGAUGGACAGAACAAAGCUGAUCAAGAUAUGACAUCUACCCCCCAAGCGAAGGACCUCAUGAGGGGAAUCUUCUCAAUGAAGAACAAUAGUUACGUCACGAAGAUUAGCGUGCAAGACCAUUUUAAGAAGGCUAAUUUGCACAAAGCAGUAUCGUCCAUUCUGCACAGAAGGAGCUACAUUCCGAUUGACCUGGCCCAGUUUUUCCUCAACAGAAAGGAGAAUCUAAAAAAAAUGCUCCUGACCAUAUCAUACAAUUUCCCAAGCGAUGCAAUAAUUUUGUUUCUAAAGCAAGCUUCCAUCGGGGCGGAGAUCUAUCACAUGAAGUGGAACAUUCAUCACAACAUUGCGUCGACAGUUCAUAAGAUGAAGAAAUUAUAUGCCAAAAGAUUUGGCUCCCAAUACUGCCAGAAUUUAAAGUUGUUUCACCCCCAAAUGGUGAUAAUCAACAACAAUAAGUAUUUGAAAAACUGGUACAUCAAAUUUCUGCGCACGAGCAUGCUGAGAUCGGGCGUGCGCAGAGCGGAAGUAUUCAGAAAAAUGUCCAAGAGAAGGAAGAAACAGAGAAGCAACUGGAGGAAAGGGGCCCACAGGGAGAAACGACACAAUUAUUUGGACAUUCUCAAGGGUGACGAAGUGGGGGAAAGGCACCCAGAUGGAGAGCUGCCAGAUGGAGAGCGAUCACUUGAAGGGCCGCCCACUGAACACACCCUCAGCGAAGACAUCGAAGCGGCUAAGGCUGCUUCGGGAGAGGAAAGUACAAUCAGCGAGGAUGAACUCGGUGUGCACAACGUCAUUUACAGAAAGGUCAAAAGUUACAAUAUGUCAAAGGUAGAAAGGAUCUAUGUGCUGUGCGAUUCAUCGAGUGCCUUCCAGCAAGGCUCAAAUGGUAGACUUCGCGACACAAACGUUGAUGAGCAUGAGGAUAAAGUAAUAAAAUGUCACAAACACCUGUACAGCUACAAAAGGGCAAAUAAUGUUUUAAAAAAUAUUAGCAGAAGAUUCAGAAAGUUCAUCAAAGAUAGACACAAUUUUAGCUUUUCUUAUACAAAGUGCCUGUUUUCAAAUGAGCAUUCUAUCUUCGUGGUUCUAGACAAAAGGAGAAACAAAGGUGAACUGCACUGUUAUGACCGCGUUGCGAGGAAAUAUGUGGACGAAUUAAAAAUUGUCGUGAAGAGCAUCCAGAAACAUUCGGCACCGUGGUUGUUUUUAAAGGCCCAGGGGGGCACUCGCACGGGUGCAGCAAUAGAAGAAGUGGGAGCAUCGGUUGAAGCGAAUGGCGCAGCCGAAGGCGCCAAAUCUUUCAACGGAGAGGAAGCCCCCACGAGCGAACAAUCCGCGGUGGAGGAAGAGGCGAACUUUGAUUUUUACAGAAAAACCAUACUAGUAAUUUGCGAGCUGAAGGACCAUAAUAAUAACACGCUGGACAUUGUGCACCUGACGAACGACCCGAGCGAAAGCGGCCAGGAUUUUUUUCAAGGGGGGAAACCCGGAUCGGCAAAGGAAGAUCGCAGUAAUUAUUACUCCCUGCGGUUUGAUGAAGGUGGCACAGUGAAUGGCAAGAAGCAGAGAAUGCAAAGAAACGACCAGCCCAGGAGUAGAAGCGAUGGAAGUAGCAGAAGCGGCAGUGGAAGAGGCAGCGACUCCCCCUCCAGCAAUGCAGAAAAGACAGAAACGAAGAAAAACGAAAAAAAAAAGAUGCUUAAGAAGCAUUAUGGCAGGUAA